AUGUCUGCUCGAGACAUUUACUAUUCGGAGAAAUAUUAUGACGACGAUCACGAAUACAGGCAUGUAGUGUUACCAAAAGAGAUGGUAAAACUUAUUCCUAAAAACCACUUAAUGAGUGAGGACGAGUGGCGUAGUAUUGGUGUGCAACAAAGCCACGGAUGGGUACACUAUAUGACACAUCAACCAGAGCCUCAUAUUCUACUGUUUCGAAGAAAGAAGCCUCAAACGCAGAACAAGUAA
Pieris macdunnoughi is the source of this 240-nucleotide messenger RNA. The record is from the annotation of a GenBank genome assembly. NCBI's taxonomy places the organism in Eukaryota, Metazoa, Arthropoda, Insecta, Lepidoptera, Pieridae.